CUCCCUCCGCCUUCAACAACUGUCACGAACGAAUGACGAAAAAUCGUCCAUCGCAAGUAAAGAAUUUGCGUAAAUUUGUUAACUAGAUUGUAACUGUAGCAUCAAGAAAUAAGGCGAUUAUAGUUAUUUGUUAUAUUAUUAAACGUAAUCUACAAGUAGUGAAUAAGAAGUUAACUAUGUUAAGAUCAGAAUGAAGUGUUAAUCUGUUGCUCAAUAUUAUAGUAGUGUAACGGUUCCGCAGUAGUGAUGAGUGAACGUUACCCCGGAUACCUGUUUGGUGGAACACCAGUGAGUAGUUGGGACAGGAGUUUCAACUCUUUGGAGAAUCUCCGCGUCCACGACUCUUACGGGGUCACCCUGCCACGCAGUCGAUACAGGCCCAAGGGUCUGACUGUUGGCUUCAGUCAAGAUUAUGAGAACAACCAAAUCCAACAACAGUACAGAGGUCGGUACGGCGGACCGCCGCGGUGCUGGGGCAGCAUGUCGGAAGGCGGGGGUGUAUCUGCUGCAGGGGACUCCUGCAGGACCAACCUCAUAGUCAACUAUCUGCCGCAGACCAUGACGGAGAAGGACCUGUACGCCAUGUUCAUGACCAUAGGCCCCAUAGAGAGCUGCCGCGUCAUGAAGGACUUUAAGACGGGGUACAGUUACGGCUUCGGUUUCGUGAAUUUCACACGCGAGGAGGACGCAGCGAGGGCUAUCGACACUUUCAAUGGAUAUCAACUCAGGAAUAAGCGGUUAAAGGUAUCAUAUGCACGGCCAUCAGGGGACGACAUAAAAGAAACGAACUUGUACGUUACGAACUUACCCCGCGCCAUCACCGAAGACCAGCUAGAGACGAUAUUCGGAAAGUACGGGCGUAUAGUGCAGAAACACAUCCUCAGGGACAAAAGUAAUGGGGCGCCGCGUGGGGUGGCGUUUGUUAGGUUCGACAAACGGGAAGAGGCACAAGAGGCGAUAGCAGCUUUAAACAACGUGAUACCAGAGGGCGGCACAGAGCCACUCAGCGUCAAGGGGUACAGUUACUGGGGCACGUUAAUAGCGGAACAACAUGGGAGCGCCCGCGUGCCCGUGCACUGGGCGGGAUCGAGCCGGCUCCGCUCACACUCCGAUACGGUGGCGGAAGAACAUGGGAAGCAGAAAGCGGCGUACUACGCGGGUUGGGCGGCGGGAUUCCAUCAUAACCGAGGCGACUAUUCCUGGAGCUGCGGCAACUGCAUGAUGCCAGAACCCUGGGAGGACUUCUCCGGACCACCCUUAGGCGGGAGUCACCCCAACACCCCCCGCAACGGCUGCCGGCCCGGCGCCUGCGCCAACCGGGCACCCUACCCUAACUACCUCCCCGGCAAAGGCCCGAGGCCUAACCGGGGCCGAAACUUACCCUGGGCCCCGAACUUCGGCGAAGAAAGAUUCAGAGGCCAACGCUGUAGGAAUGGCCCCACCCCAUACUGGUAAAACUGUACAAACAUACAAUGGAUUUGAUUUGAAAUUGUAUAUUUUUCGAGGUUGCUUUUGAUCUCAACGGUGUACAUAUUUUUAAUUGAGAGAUUCUGGCAUAGAGUCGUCAAGGAACAUUGUUAUCUUUAUAAAAGAUAUCGAUUGAAGGAGAUUUAAUAUUACAUAAAUAAAAAAAAAAACAUGCACAUUUAAGGCGUUAAAUGUUUUAUCUCUGGUAGCAACAAAAAUGCUGAUUAAUAAGAUGGUAAUUAUUACUAUAUUUAAAAAAGUAUUCGCUAUCUGUUUAAUAAAUUUGAGACUUUUUGUAAAACACUAUUGCGUGAUAGUAUGCAUUUUUUCGUUUUGUGAAAUUGUUGAGUUUAUUUCGAAAGUGUUUUCUGUUAGUUAAAAAUCCAAUAUCUACUUUGUUCCUUACAUUGAAAGUUAUUUUCGUUUGCUGCUUUAUAUUAGUUUUGAUUUUGGUCCUACUCCAAACUCUGUUUAUUUUAAGUGCAUGGUUUAAGUUUAUCGCUUUUUGUAAAUUUCCCGCCUUUUCUUAUUUUAAUUCUUUGUUUUAUUAUCCUAAGGUUCUUUUUAUUAACAUUAAAGAGUUUGAAAGGCU
Molecule: messenger RNA, 2059 nt
Organism: Cydia pomonella (codling moth)
Lineage: Eukaryota; Metazoa; Arthropoda; Insecta; Lepidoptera; Tortricidae
Gene: Sxl
Product: sex-lethal homolog
Exons: 10
Coding region: 247-1455 (402 amino acids)
Cellular component (GO): cytosol; ribonucleoprotein complex
Molecular function (GO): mRNA binding
Source: RefSeq, a predicted model, not a curated record